Messenger RNA from Cottoperca gobio, 1005 nucleotides. It is a transcript of the gene nppcl, whose product is annotated as natriuretic peptide C-like. Gene Ontology annotation, biological process: receptor guanylyl cyclase signaling pathway; cGMP biosynthetic process. The coding region runs from base 263 to 658 and encodes 131 amino acids. Gene Ontology annotation, cellular component: extracellular region. The transcript has 3 exons. Gene Ontology annotation, molecular function: hormone activity. The record is from RefSeq and is a predicted model, not a curated record. NCBI's taxonomy places the organism in Eukaryota, Metazoa, Chordata, Actinopteri, Perciformes, Bovichtidae.
ACAUUCAGCUUCUGCCAAGAAGACCGACACAAGAAGAGGAAGAAAAAAAAUCAUCCUUUCAAUCCCAUCACAGCGCGAGGAGGAGGAGUCAGAGAGUGAUGCUCGCUGCAGGUGCCAACAAGUGAGAGGUAACAGAGACCGAGAGCCGGCGAUGGAGAGGAGUCUGUGAGCGCAGAAGAAGAAGAAGAAGCUCCGAGAGAAACCAAACAGCCGGUGUGUUUUCAGUCCUGCUCCACUUCUUCUCGUCCGUUUCUCUGCUGCCAUGUUGUGUCCUGUGCUGCUUUGUGCCACCCUGCUCCUCCUGACACCUCUGGAGAUCACGGAGGCUCGCGCUCUGCACCCUUCUCCUGAUGCUGUGCAGUUCAUGGAGCAGUUCCUGGAGCACUACAAUGACCUUUUGACCCUGGACGACCUGGAGAACCUGUUGAACAGCCAACCGGAGGAGCAGUCCGCCCUCUCCUCGGGGGCCAAAGCGGCCGAGUACCCCAAAUGGGCCGACGCACAACCGCAGGCGGAGACCCCCUGGCUGCGCCUGCUGAAGGGGAGUCUGGUCAAUCAGAAGCGAGCAGAGCCGGACCGGUCACGGAGGGGAUGGAACCGAGGCUGCUUCGGGCUGAAGCUGGAUCGGAUCGGCUCCAUGAGCGGACUGGGCUGUUAGUGGACAGAACAUAAAGACUGAUGACGUCCUUCUUAGAGUACAAUAAGGAAACAAACACGUUCAUGAGCAGUGAGGGAGGUGUCCAUGCGUGUUCACUACAUGUAGUACGCUGUGAACUCGUGCUUUCAUCCAGCGUAGAUCACACGCUUCACGCGGGCUGUUGUAGCGCACAGCUGUAGUUUGUCAUGUGUGAGUAUUAAACUGAAUGUUAUGUCGACUGUAGUGACAUCAGAUCAUCCUCUCUGUUUGUUGGGCUUGUGUUCUUUAAGUGAAUCAACACUUUAUGUAUUUCUAGCGUUUGUCUUGCAGUAAAUGUGAUUAGACAAGUGUUAAGCCUGUGGGAGGGG